Messenger RNA from Caenorhabditis bovis, 993 nucleotides. NCBI's taxonomy places the organism in Eukaryota, Metazoa, Nematoda, Chromadorea, Rhabditida, Rhabditidae. The record is from the annotation of a GenBank genome assembly.
AUGCCAUUUCUUGGUAGCACGGCGUCAACAGCCUCCAACUUCUUCACAAUUCCGUUCCGCAAAAAGAAGCAAAGGUACACUAUCAAUCCACCAGACGAGUCUUACAAUGUGAUCUACCUUGGCAAUGUGUUGACGGUGAUGGCGCGAGGCGAUCAUUGUUAUGAGAAGCCGUUGGCUCUGAUUUGGAAAGCGUAUUGCUCGCGAUCGAGAAAUGAUCUUGGAAUGAACCUUGAGAUUACUCGAUCUGGUCUCAAAGCAGAAACCAAACAGCAGGGUCUCACCGAAUAUUGGGCGCAUCGCAUCACGUUCAGCGCAGCGCCACCCGAAUACCCAAAAGUGUUCUGCUGGAUCUAUAAGCAUGACGGAAAACGAUUGAAACCAGAACUUCGUUGCCACGCGGUUCUUUGCAAAAAGAACUCUGAACCGGCAAUCAUCAACACCAAACUUCAGGAGUUCCUCCACGCCGCACUUCAGGAAUAUCGUCGUGAGAAAAUGUCGGCACAAAAUGCGAGGCUGACAGGAUCGGUUGGAUGUCCGCGACGCAAGCAGAUCCUUCAGACGGGAAGCUUGAACUUCCGUCCGCCAGUGAGCCGCUCGAAAUCAGCUCCAAGGCUCGGAAGUAUCGACGAGGAGCAAGAGGAGGACGAGUUUGCAUCAGACGAUAAUGAAUCUGUGUGCUACAAAGCUGCUCCUGAUUUGGAGUCGACCGCGUCAUUUUCAACAGGGGACAGUACAAAGAGCGGAGCGGAUUCGACCAGCUCAGCCGCGUCGACAACAAGCUCACGUACAGCGAGCAGCUCGGUUUACUCAGAAAGCGAUGAGAGGAAGACACUUCGUGCAGAUCCAGAUAGCCUCUCAGAAGAAAGUGGAUACCAUGAGGAGGGAAAACUUGCGCGCGAGUCAAGCGAGGAGAUUUACUGUUCCGAUAACGACCUCGUCAUUCUCGAGGAAGAUUAUGAGGAUGAGGAGGUUGAGCAGAUCACUUCACUUUAA